AUGUCGAAGCUCUCGUUUAGGGCGAGGGCCCUGGAUGCGACGAAACCGAUGCCCAUAUAUCUCGCCGAGGAGCUUCCAGAUUUACCGGACUACUCGGCGAUUAAUCGUGCUGUACCUCAGAUGCCCUCUGGCAUGGAAAAAGAGGAGGAAAGUGAACACCACCUCCAGAGGGCGAUAUCGGGCACGGGGCUUAUAAUACCAACUCCUGAAGUGUCGGAGGUCACCGACGUCGACUUCUACGAGAGAUGCUACCCACCCGACUACAAGAUGCCCAAGCAGCAUAUACAUAUGCAGCCUCUAUGGGAGGAACAAGAGGCACCAGAGUACGACAUCGACUCAGAGGACGAGAGGUGGUUGAAACAACAACGGCAUCCCGAAUUAACAGACCUAAAGUUCGAACAAAUGAUGGACAAGCUGGAGAAGAGUUCGGGACAGACGGUGGUCACGCUUAACGAGGCGAAGUUACUGCUGGAGAGGCACGACGACCUCGUCAUAGCCGUGUACGACUACUGGCUGAAUAAGCGGUUGAAUACCCAACACCCUCUCAUACUGUCAGUCAAGACGGAGAGUAGACCGGGCCAGUCGACAAACAAUCCUUAUCUAGCAUUUAGACGGCGUACAGAGAAAAUGCAGACUAGAAAAAACAGGAAAAACGACGAGAGCUCGUACGAGAAGAUGCUCAAAUUGCGUCGGGAUCUUGCCCGAGCCCUCACCCUCUUAGAGCUGGUCGCGAGGAGGGAACACGCCAAGAGGGAGUUGGUGAGGCUCACCGCGUUGCUGACGGAGAGGAGAUAUGCAGCGGGAGACUUUGCCAGCCAGCUCUUGCCUGAUCCUCCACCACGACCGCAAUACACGACCGUGCCAAUCGCACCGGCCUUCAGACGCGACUACACCGUGCAGCACUUCCCGCCGCGAGCGCCCGCCACGCCUAUUGACCAGCCGAGGCAGCGCGAGAAGCGCCCGUACAAGCGGCGCAAGCAUCGACACUACGUGCCCGCGCACCCGCACAGAGAUUCGGGCGUGUGUACGUCGUCGGAGGAAGACGUCUCUUCCGUGCCCGACGACGGGCCCUACGCAUUCCGCCGCAAGCCCGGCUGCUUCUACGAGAUGCCCACGUCGACUCUGUACGGCGACCCCGUGGACCCCGACAACACCUCAAAGGAUGGUUUCUUCGAACAUGAGGUGGAUGAGAGGACUAGGUUCACGCUGACGUCAGUGUCGCACCCGCAUUCCCGCUGCGUGGGAUUCGCCCGGCGGCGCGCGGCUCGCGGCGGGCGCGUGGUGUUGGACCGCGUGGCUACGCCGCUGGACCGUCUUUGGCCGCGGCUGCCGUUCGAGCACGCCGGCAGCACCGCGGACAGGGCUAGGAGGGACGAGGAGGUCGAUCUGGAAACCAAGCCUCAUAGAACGCCAAAAGUGAUGACGAGAGAUUACCACACGGGCGGUAAAUAUCCAUGGCGUCACGCGUUCCGACGACACGCCGUCAAGGACACCGACCGGCUUGUUAGAAAUGAAAUCGCCGACGUCAAAACGAACAUCACCGACGUCAAAGACGUCAAAUCAAACGUCAGCGACGUCAAACUGGGCGUUGACGGCGUCAAGGCGAAGUCAAUGGACGUUGAUAAAGUUAAUGUGUUAACGGACAGUGAAAAUAGUGAUAGUGAUAAGCGAACAAUAGACUGUUAUGUGAGAGAGAAUCUAGAGAGGGUCAUCAGGAAGCGGUCUUGGUCCGUUUGUGAUGACAGCAGUUAUGACUCGGAUGAGAGUUUGCAACCCGCUGAGAGGGAGUUUGAGGAGUUUAUCAAUGAAGUCAAUAAGAAAUGGUUACAUUUCCGACCAAAAACACCGCCUCUAUCGCCGCCCUACAUCGAAAAGCCAUCAGAUGACCAGUUCCCCAUAGCACUAGAUACACCCAUAAUAGUGGAAAUAUCCGAGCCUUCCGAGGGUCUAGAUCCUUUUAGGACCACGGAGUUCACCCUAAAUGACCUAUACGGAGACAUCAACCCCGAAAUGGACAACAGCGGCAGUCUAGAUAUGAGCGGGGAAGAUUUGCUGACAGAAAACUUCACAGGACUUACCGAGGCCCAAGUGGAAAGUAUACUAUCUGAAACGGACCUAAAAGCGUUAGCUGAUGUUGAUAUAACAAAAGAUGACAAAAAAAUAGCAAUAACAGACGAUCUUCUGGAAGAGCUGGUGAAGGAUGUUGACGCGAAAGAUUCUUUUUUAUUGCAUGGCCAGAGUCGGGAUGGGCGAACUGUCUCUGGCCACAGAAGAAAAAAGGAAAUUUUCGGUUCGAGUCUCGUGCAAGUCAACCCCACGGCUAAAGAGCCUGUGUAUAUAGAUAAAAUUAUACCGGACACGCCCAAAGUGAAGCUCAAGCCGGUAGAGAAACCAUCAAUACCGGUGCCGACAUCGAAGAUAAUAGUUGAGGAAGUGAACGAGGUGCCGAUCAAAGUGGAAAAGAAAAGGAAGGAAGAUACUAUAGAGGAGCAAAUAUCCCACGGGAUUCAAUUGAAGACGGUACAAACGAAGCAUUCGCCGUUGAAGAAACACAUAAUAACGUCGGCCCACAGACGUGGUGGUGACGUCACCAUAGUGACGUCAGAGGCGCCACAGCCACAGAUAGUGACUGUCGCCGUGUCUGAUAGUUUGAAGGUGCGUCUCCAGAACCAAGGCGUGACUGCGUCGAGCGCGGGCGCGGUGGUCGGGCUGCUGCAGAACGGGCCCUUCACCGCCGUGGCGCUGCCCGUGCACAAUGCCGCUCAACAUCGAGAGAUAGGUUCAGCAACAGUAGCAAGUGUGGCCAACGUGGUGACAGCCGGCACCGGCAAAAUACCCAAUGUGACCAACGUGACGAACGUGGCAAACGUCGCCAGUAUGGCUAACGUGGCCAACGUCGCCAGCAUAGCCAACACAACACGACGUGUCACCCCCUUCGUCCAGCUAGCCCCCGCCCUUGCACACAAACCCUUACAAAUACAUCACCAAUCGGUCGUGGUGACCCCGCAAAUGCACCACGUCAACCCUAGCAAACUGAAAGUGUUACACGCGCACCCCCUAUCCCACUCUCAAAGGGCUCAGUUACUCGCCCAAAAUAGGUCUCUAGGGCAGCUACCAGCUGUAGUGUCCUUAGCCACCUUAGGUGACGCAAAACCACCGGCUUUAUUAAAAACGCCCGGCUCUGUAGCGCAAUUUUUCGAAAUCAAAAGCGGACAAUUGGGAAAAGGGCCGCAUUUGGUAAAUGUACUGCGACAACCGCCACCGGUCAAAGCAUCAGUAGCUAGGUUAGACUUUGAUGCUAAAAAAAGGCAAGUCGUAUUCGAUGGGACAUUAAAAGGCAACGUGACGGCCGCGACACGACAUCGCGUCAGCGUCAGUCUGGACGGACGACAGAUAGUGCGCGCCGCCCUACCAGUCAGACCGCCGGUACGACAGCAAUUUCAACUGAAAAAUCGUACGAUACAAGUAACAACGCCCAUAGCGAGGACCUCAUCUGAACCGUCGACCAGUAUAACGAUCGCGCCAACCAAAACGGCAUCGAUACCAAGUUCAGUUGUAGCUAAUCUGCUGCAGAAGAAUGUAUUGCCGAAGGGGCAGAAGAUAGCCAUAUCUGGACCCGGGGGGCAGGCGUUGUCAGCAAAUGUACAAGCCAUAGCGAUCACUACAGCACAAUUGAAGGCCAGACAGGGACGGCUGAUAGCUCAACCCCGUCCCACACCGGUUGCAGAAAUUGUAGAAGCCUCCACUGCGCCCACCACGUCCACUAACGCCAAUAUGUCCACCGAUACGAGCCUCGCCACAGACGGGGAUGAAUCCACUACCAACGGCGUCAGGAGACGACCCACUGACACCCUGCCCAUGGAGGUUACG
Brenthis ino (lesser marbled fritillary) is the source of this 3870-nucleotide messenger RNA. Lineage: Eukaryota; Metazoa; Arthropoda; Insecta; Lepidoptera; Nymphalidae. The record is from the annotation of a GenBank genome assembly.